Molecule: messenger RNA, 1722 nt
Organism: Metarhizium acridum CQMa 102
Lineage: Eukaryota; Fungi; Ascomycota; Sordariomycetes; Hypocreales; Clavicipitaceae
Source: RefSeq, a predicted model, not a curated record
AUGGACGAUCCUGGCGAAUCCCAAAUCUUCCUCCCAACGCGUCACGUACAUAAGCCAACGACACACAACCAACUCCAUCCCUACGAUGCAGUCAGUGUAACGCCGCCUUUCUGCACAUGCGCCAUGGCAGCUUCGGCGAUUCCGCAAGAUCUAAUUGAUCCGCUGCAUCCCACGCAGACACACGAGCUUGGCUCCGACCAGUCGCAGUCGCACAGCUCCGAGUCAAACCCAUCUGAUUCAGGAUCGCUGCAAAGAGCUCUUGCCGGUGACGACAAUGCUCUGGUUCCAAUGCACUAUCCAGCCCUAAAAGAGGCAUUCCUAACGUCCCUCGAAGAAAAGAAAGAUGUUAUCGAGGCAACAGUUCGGCACCACCUGCGCGUUCGGAGUUGUCACCUCGGUGCCCGCGAGGUCUGGAAAUCUGGCUCUUUCAACGUCGUUCUUCCGGUCCAUAUUUCAGCCGGCUGGUCUGUCUUCAUGCGUAUCCCAUUCCCGUACCGGAUUGGCGAAGACCAGUGCCCAGGGAACGUUGAAGAAAAGCUCCGCACCGAGAUUGCCACCUAUAUCUGGCUACGUGAAAAUUGUCCGGAUAUCCCAAUCCCCGAAUUGCACGCCUUUGGGCUGCCAGACGGGUCAGCGUUCUCACAUCCACUCCACACACCUCUCUGGGAACGAACUUGGUGGGCGUUGAAGCGGUAUGCUUGCCUGCUACUCGGGCGCCCGGUACCCGUCCAUCAUGUUAAACGAACAAGUCGUCACUCAAUCAACCCUGGCUUUUUACUCAUAAGCGAAGCGCGCGGCAAAAAGCUAGCCUGGUCGUGGCUAGAUCACUUCCAAGACAAGGCAUACCAAGACCGGUUGUUCCGCAGCCUUGCGCGUAUAUCACUCUCGCUGAACUCGGCUCCCUUGGCGCGCAUUGGAUCAUUAAAGCUUCAGCCGGACGCAUCCAUUGCCCUGUCUAACCGUCCGCUUAGCCUCUAUUUUCAGAUGUUGGAGAACGAGGGCAUUCCAACAGGUAUCCCGCGCCAUCGUACAUACGCCCAAGUCGAAUCUUACCUCUCAGAUCUUCUCUCCUUCCAGGAUAACAAACUUCGUCAUCAACCCAACGCAGUGCAUGAUCAAGAGGAUGGCGAGAGACAGCUCGCUGCCCUCACCGCCCUGCGCGCCACAAUGCACCACUUUGUCCGGCCAGAGCAUCGCGAUGGACCAUUCUUCCUUCAUCUUACAGUUUUACACCAGCAAAACAUCUUUGUUGACCAAGAUUGGAAUAUUCAGACAAUCAUCGAUCUUGAGUGGGCGCACACCGUGCCUUUAGAGAUGCAGCUUCCCCCAUACUGGCUUUCGUCAAGGAUAUCAGUCGACAGUUUUGAAGACCAGGCCGCCAUUACCGACUAUGAGGCUGUGCUAGAAGAAUAUUGGGCAAUUUACGAGGCCGAGGAGAGGAAGCGCAACGGUACCGUCGUCCAGGUACCACUUCAGCGUGACAUGUGGGCAAGAGGGAGCUUUUGGUACUUUCAUGCCGUCAGGAUACCAAAGGGCAUGUACACGCUGUUCAAUAGGCAUAUCCAGCCGCUAUUUAACAAGGAGCAUCCCGAAAAGCAAAUAUUCGAUAAUGUCUUUUAUUGGUAUUGGGGAUUUAGCGCACAGGAUUUGAUAGACAAGAAGCUCAGAGACAAGAAUGAGUACAUAGCCAACGUAAGAGAGGCUUUCGCGGAAGACUCAUGA